CCCCCUCAGCAAAAUGUACCUAAUAUUGAAAAGAGGUUUUUUAUCUUUUUCGGGGAUGGGGGGAGUUUGGAGUCAGACAAAGUCAGAAACGGUGGAAGAGAACAAAGCAACAUGGCAUACGCUGGAAAUCAGAAUGUGGAGUUUGUGCGGACAGGCUACGGCAAGAAUGCGGUGAAGGUGAUGGUCAUCAAGAGACACGGGAGCCACCACUACCUUAUUGAGCUGAAGGCUAAUGUGGAGAUAACACUCAAGUCCCGCAAGGACUAUCUGACCGGAGACAACUCAGACAUCAUUCCCACCGACACCAUCAAGAACACUGUCCACGCCCUGGCCAAAAUCAAAGGGGUAAAUACUAUUGAGCAAUUUUCCCUGGAUCUCUGCCAUCAUUUCCUGACCUCUUUCAACCAUGUGCUGAGGGCCAAGGUUUACAUGGAGGAGGCGCCCUGGAGAAGACUGGAGAAGAACGGUGUGGGACAUGUCCAUGCUUUUAUCUACAGCCCAGAGGCUUGUCGCUUCUGUGAUGUUGAGCAGAACCUCAACGGAACUCCAGUGGUUCACAGCGGCGUGAAGGACAUGAAGGUGCUAAAAACCACUCAGUCUGGCUUUGAGGGCUUUUUCCGAGACCGUUUCACAACGCUGCAAGACGCCAAGGACAGGGUUUUCUGCACCACUGUUUACUCUAGGUGGCGCUACAACAAGGUCCAGAACGUUGACUUUGAUGCUGCGUGGAAGUGUGUGAGAGAUACAAUUAUUGAGAAAUUUGCUGGCCCCUACGGUCGAGGAGAGUAUUCACCGUCUGUGCAAAAGACCCUUUAUGAAACACAAGUUCUGGUCCUGGACAGGAUUCCUGAGGUGGAGGAAAUCGAGAUUGUCAUGCCCAACCAGCAUUACUUCAUCAUAGACAUGACAAAAAUGGGUCUAAACAACAAAGAUGAGGUGUUUCUUCCUCUGGAUAAUCCCUCUGGAAACAUCACAGGAACAGUGUGUCGUAAGCAGAGAGCCAGACUUUAAAAGGGAAAGCCCAACCUGAAGACACUGCUGGUUUCAGUAUUAACCUCUUGAUCCAACUAACAGAAAAUCUGAUGAUAUAUCCAACAAUGUCCCGUAAGAUGUAAAUAAAGUUGCUUCUGACUCUGAA
Poeciliopsis prolifica (blackstripe livebearer) is the source of this 1138-nucleotide messenger RNA. RefSeq names its product urate oxidase (gene uox). The transcript is spliced from 8 exons. Gene Ontology annotation, biological process: urate catabolic process; purine nucleobase catabolic process. Gene Ontology annotation, cellular component: peroxisome. The coding region runs from base 112 to 1011 and encodes 299 amino acids. The record is from RefSeq and is a predicted model, not a curated record. NCBI's taxonomy places the organism in Eukaryota, Metazoa, Chordata, Actinopteri, Cyprinodontiformes, Poeciliidae. Gene Ontology annotation, molecular function: urate oxidase activity.